GAGAGGAUCUGUCGCUGAGCACACCAGUUGGCUUUGCUUGGACGCCAGAGCCAGUGACGGAUAUUGAUUCAUCGAUUCAAUGGACGUUCCCAUCCUGCCUCCUACAUCCCUUCUUUGUUCCCCCCAAAACCCUAUAUACAUAUAAUCGACUUCCCCGUCGCCGACAGGUGUCAAACGGAGAUACACGUUUAAGCAUCCGUGAGAGCAACGCAAGCGACCUCCGGCCACGCCACGUUAGUUCAAACCUGAACCUUGGAUCCCAACCAUCCUUCAUCUUUCAUCUCAUUCCAUCACCAUCUCCCAUAACCUCAACACCAUCGCCGUCAACUAUCUCAUCACGGCGGGCUUGGCCGCCAUCACACGUCACGCUCCGCGUCUCACCCUCAGUCGCUCAAGUAAGCAGAUGGAAUCUUGAAAGGACACCAUCUCCCUACGCUUGCCACGCCGUGACAUUCGUCAAGAUGUCGAAUCACGCCGCCUACAACGAUGCGCCUUCGCAUUCGCCAACCCAGUCUUACUCUCCCACGAGCCGACACCACUCUGCGUACACGAACGCGUUACCUCCAAUAACCUCAAUAGGCGGUGGCUCGCGCUAUUACGACCCAACAACAGAUACCGGUGAAAGACCUGUAAGACCAACUUCGCGACAUGAGCCUCACUAUCAACCGCAGGCCCAGGAACCCUACAACUACGCCGAAUCGCGACCACAAUACGACAAUCGAUACCAAUCUCCCGUUGCCACAAGUCAUCCACAUCCAUCAGCACUCCCUCAUCCAAUCCAUACUCCAUCAUCAACUCGCGUCGAUGCUGUUGCGCAUUCCCCCAUCUCGCCCAAGGUUUAUCAAGCUGUAAAUAAUACUGCAGGCCAGCCCUCUGCAGCCAGUCAUAGCCGGCAAGCGUCUCAAGAGAUGGCUUCUUCAAGUCGCAAAGCAGAUCCAAUGUCUCUCUCGAGUAUUAUGUCCGGUACAGAUACGGAACCUGCAGCUCAGUCUCUACAGCGAAAGCCUUCAAAGACAUCCAUUCCCACAGCUCCAACAGAAUAUGCCGAUGUCGCCGCUACCUCGCCUAAAGUUGAGCGGCCCGUUAGUAGAAGUACGGCGGUCCUUCCCCGAAGCCCCGAAAAACCUGUGGCCAACGGCGUAUCCUACUCGGUGGUACAACGUCCGCCUGUCCAUGUCCCUCAACCUGACGAGAGAGACGUCGAACUGGAACUUAUGAGGAUAGACUCAAAAGAUCUUAGUGACGUUGAAGGCCCUGGAUGGGAAGCUGAAAAAGAGGAGUACAAACAAAGAGGACUAAAGCGUGCCUUGGCCAUAGAACUACAAGAAUCAGGCAAGCGCAAGCGCCGUCGAGCAGCCGGCGUCAAACGAUAUAUCGACGUCUUCGAAGCACAUGCAGCCACCUCCAGGAUAAAGUUCAACAACGAUUUCGGCGAGGACGCUUGGGCUGAGGUCCGCGAGCAAGAGGUAGCCGAAGAGAAGGAAAGAAAGAAGGACAUGCAAAGGAAGCGACGACGCGAGAAGACGUUAGCUAAUGAGACCCAGAAACGAGAUGAAGCUUUUGCUCGAGCACAGCAGGCCGAAAAUGAUGCCGAGAGAACCAAAUACCUCAAAGAAGUCGAGAAGGCCGAAAAGAAGGCCAAAGCAACUACUCAUCUUCUUCAAGGUGGCACUCCUAGCAAAGAGUUCCGUGAAAUGACGCCUCAUGGACCUAAUCUAGAGGGUGGCACUAUGGGCUCGUUCCAAAUGUCAGAUGAUCCAUCGAGCGUAUCAAAGCGAGGUGGGAGGAAGGGUACCGGUUCUCGACUACGAAAGAGCAAGGAACAGAAGCAAGCCGAGAAAGAUGCAGCAGCUGCCGCACAAGCUGCCAUUGAGCGAGGUGACGAUCUUCCUGUCAUCGCUCCUCGCGAAGAAGCUCGCUUGGAAGCCUUGAAGAAUGAGCGAAGUCAAACAGAAGAAUCAUCCACGCCAGUCGGUCCAAUCAGCGGGUACGACUCCAAGGUCUACAAUCAGCUGUACGAAUCGAUAUGGAAAGACAUCUCUAAGAAAGAUGUUGCUAAGGUCUACCGCAUCAAAGAUAACUCCCUUCAAACGAAACAAUCGAACCUUCGUAAGACGGCUCAACUGGCCUCCAAGGAAGCCCGGAGAUGGCAAAUGCGUACGAAUAAGAGCAUGAAAGAUGUUCAGGCUCGGGCCAAGAGAAGCAUGAGAGAGAUGCUCACCUUCUGGAAGCGCAACGAGCGGGACGAGCGCGAUCAGAGAAAGUUGGCCGAGAGAGCUGAGAUCGAAAAUGCGAAGAAAGCCGAAGCUGAGCGGGAGGCCAAUCGACAGAAGCGCAAGCUCAACUUUCUCAUCUCCCAGACAGAACUUUACUCGCAUUUCAUCGGCAAAAAAGUCAAGACAGACGAGGUCGAGCGUUCGACUGAUGAUGCCGCUGUGUCGAAACAAACGAUCGAAGACAAGAAGGAUGCCCAUACAAUCGACUUGCCUGACAGUGUUGCUGACCCAAAUGCAAAAGUCACCAACUUCGAGGAUCUCGACUUCGACGCUGAAGACGAGACCGCGCUCCGACAGGCCGCUAUGGCUAAUGCUCAAAAUGCAGUCAAGGAGGCGAAAGACCGUGCUCGUGCAUUCAACAACGAAGGGCAGCAGGAGGCCAACUUUGACGAUGAAGGCGAAAUGAACUUCCAGAACCCGACUAGCCUGGGCGACGUGGACAUAGCUCAGCCGAAACUUCUCAACUGUCAGCUCAAAGAGUACCAAUUGAAAGGGCUUAACUGGCUUGUCAACUUGUACGAGCAAGGUAUCAACGGUAUUCUUGCAGAUGAGAUGGGUCUUGGUAAGACGGUCCAAUCGAUAUCAGUUAUGGCGUAUCUCGCCGAAGUCCAUAACAUCUGGGGACCUUUCCUCGUCAUCGCGCCGGCUUCCACACUGCACAACUGGCAACAAGAAAUCACGCGGUUUGUGCCCGACGUCAAAGUGCUUCCCUAUUGGGGUAAUGCAAAAGACCGGAAGAUUCUGCGCAAGUUCUGGGACCGCAAGCAUAUCACCUACACGAAAGACUCACCAUUUCACGUACUGGUCACAUCAUAUCAACUUGUCGUACAGGAUGCACAAUAUUUCCAGAAGAUCCGAUGGCAAUACAUGAUUCUGGACGAGGCACAGGCCAUCAAGUCAUCGCAGAGCUCUAGAUGGAAAAGCUUACUAGGCUUCCAUUGCCGUAAUCGCCUACUUUUAACUGGUACUCCAAUCCAGAACAACAUGCAGGAGCUGUGGGCCUUACUCCAUUUUAUCAUGCCGAGUCUGUUCGAUUCACACGACGAGUUCAGCGAUUGGUUUUCAAAGGAUAUUGAGAGUCAUGCCCAGAGCAACACGAAGCUCAACGAGGAUCAGUUGAGACGCCUACAUAUGAUCUUGAAGCCUUUUAUGUUGCGUCGCAUCAAGAAACAUGUACAGAAAGAGCUUGGAGACAAAAUCGAACUAGACGUCUUCUGCGAUCUCACUCAUCGACAACGCGCCUACUACACAAACCUGCGGAACAAGAUCAGCAUCAUGGAUCUUAUUGAAAAGGCCGUCGGCGAUGAGCAGGACAGUGCUACGCUCAUGAACUUGGUCAUGCAAUUUCGCAAGGUCUGCAAUCAUCCCGAUUUGUUUGAACGAGCGGAAACAACCUCGCCGUUUUCAUUCUCGUUCUUUGCCGAAACUGCAUCUUUCAUGCGCGAAGGACAUAAUGUCAAUGUAGCGUAUUCUGUUCGAAACCUCAUCGAGUACCGUGUUCCACGCCUUGUUGGUCGGGAUGGCGGGCGGAUACAUCUACCAGGACCGGACAACAAUAAAGCCGGGUGGAGAAACCGCUACCUGCACCACCUGAUGAACGUUUGGACACCUGACCAUAUAGUCCAGAGCUCGGGGGACAACGCUGCAUUCUCUUGGUUGCAAUUUGUCGAUGCAUCGGCUAGCGAAGUCGCUCAGAUUGCUCGCAGUGAUGUCUUCAGUCGAGCUGUCUCAGCUCGCAAUAAGAACAGACAGCUUGGUCGACUAGCUGUGGUUUAUGAUGAAGGAGAAGACGCAGGCUUCACACCCCGACAUGCAUUGCUAAACAUCGUCGAGAGAGCUGAUCGUAGGCCUCUUGCUGAGAUCACUCCCGAAGGACGAAUGGAUAACUUGUUAAACGUCUACCGAUCUGCAUUUGAUGACACUGGUCUGAGCACAAUCGAGUUGAACUCCAGGCCAGCCGCCUGCGCACCACCGGUCGAGCUUUACUGCGCGAGCCAGGGUACCAUCGUAGAGAACCAGAGAGAUUUUUUCAACAUCAAUGUCCGGCAAAAUCUCUUCGGCAUAUCAGAGAAAACCGAGGAACUCUUAUUAGAGGCUAAGAAGACUACUGCUCUUAUGGCACCAAAUGAGAUGUUACCGGCGCCCACGUCAAACAAGUCCGGCUAUACCCACAUCGAAGUUCCGUCGAUGCGACGCUUCGUGUCAGAUUCUGGAAAACUUGCUAAGCUGGACCAAUUGCUCAAGGAACUAAAAGCUGGUGAUCACCGUGUGCUUCUGUAUUUCCAAAUGACGCGUAUGAUUGAUUUGAUGGAAGAAUACUUGACCUACCGCGGCUACAAGUAUUGCCGGCUCGAUGGAUCCACGAAGCUGGAGGACCGUCGAGAUACCGUGUCAGAUUUCCAAAGUCGGCCGGAAAUAUUUGUGUUCCUCCUCUCUACUCGUGCCGGAGGUCUUGGUAUCAAUCUAACAUCCGCCGAUACCGUUAUUUUCUACGACUCCGACUGGAAUCCUACUAUCGAUAGCCAGGCUAUGGAUCGCGCUCAUCGUCUCGGACAAACGAGGCAAGUCACUGUUUACAGGCUCAUUACAAAGGGCACUAUCGAGGAGCGUAUACGCAAACGCGCACUCCAGAAAGAAGAGGUUCAACGCGUCGUCAUAUCAGGUGGUGCUGGCGCUGGCGUCGACUUCAACACCAGGUCUCGUGAGAACCGAACGAAAGACAUGGCCAUGUGGCUUGCAGAUGAUGACCAGGCGGCUGAGAUUGAGAAGCGCGAGGCCGAACUUGCGGCUGCUGAAGCGGCUGCGCCUCCGGGUAAGCGAAAGAAGAUGGCCAAGCGGAAGGCAGAUGUUAGUCUAGACGAGAUGUACCACGAAGGUGAGGGUCACUUCGAUGAUGGCAGUAAUAAGCCUUCUGGCGCUGCGACACCUGUGCCCGCAGUGGAAGCACCAGGCAAAGGACGAAGAAAGGGUGGAAUGUCGAAAAAGGCGAAGACAAUCAAACAGCGUCUUGCCAUCAUAGAUGGUUCGGGAGAGGCGGUUUAGGCAAUUGGAAGUUCUUGUAUAACUAUACACGGCAACGUAAAGUGUGUAUUGCGGGCAUGGAUUUGGCUGCAUUGGGACGGUGCUUGGGUUUAUUUUACGGUUUCGUCUGAGUCAUCGCGAACAAGAAGUUGUGCGAUCAGGAACGCCUAGGCUUCUAGAGACUACAUCACGUUCCAAAGGAUUUAUAUUUUCAGGCCGCGCUGACAGGGAGCGCGAACAUUGAUUUGUAUAUUAUUUCGCAAGCUUCUUCCCAUGUUUGUUGUCUUACAUAGUGCGGUUUCCACAAUCAAAAGUAAAUAGAAUUCUCUAUGGCGUAUCUAGAUCGCGUUACAUUGAUCUCUUCACCUUAUAUCAGACAUGAAACCACUAUUACCUGCAAACGAUUCUUAUGCUAUAAUGCCGAGCCGCAGGUUUACGCCAAGCAUGAGGGCGGUGAGCUAGGCGGCUGCAGGCAUCACAGCUUACUGCCGGUACUAGAGAAUACCGAA
This is a messenger RNA of Pseudovirgaria hyperparasitica, 5806 nucleotides long. RefSeq lists its product as uncharacterized. Gene Ontology annotation, molecular function: ATP-dependent chromatin remodeler activity; DNA binding; ATP binding. The transcript has 5 exons. Gene Ontology annotation, cellular component: Ino80 complex; nucleus. Bases 462 to 5318 code for a protein of 1618 amino acids. The record is from RefSeq and is a predicted model, not a curated record. Lineage: Eukaryota; Fungi; Ascomycota; Dothideomycetes; Acrospermales; Acrospermaceae. Gene Ontology annotation, biological process: DNA repair; DNA-templated transcription; chromatin remodeling.